Molecule: messenger RNA, 8726 nt
Organism: Siniperca chuatsi (mandarin fish)
Lineage: Eukaryota; Metazoa; Chordata; Actinopteri; Centrarchiformes; Sinipercidae
Product: solute carrier family 45 member 4
Exons: 16
Coding region: 1194-3857 (887 amino acids)
Biological process (GO): transmembrane transport
Cellular component (GO): membrane
Molecular function (GO): sucrose:proton symporter activity
Source: RefSeq, a predicted model, not a curated record
CUUCUUCCGACAGAUAUUCCUUUAAAGGCGUAUUUAAAGCCCUUGCUUCAGUUGCAGGAGUAGCGGACAACCUAUGCAACAAAAGCUGCUGCAGAGCCGAACGACUGUCCGACAGCGGACAACAACACGGAGCCGGCGGCUGACACAACCCGGCGAGGUACGACUGCAGGGCUUAGGAUUGCAACCUGGACCAAACAACAACGUCGCAACGACAUUUAUGAAGCUUUCAUGGCCUUUUGAUUGAUCAGCCAAUCGAUGGGGAUUUUCAGAGGAGCUCCGCCCACCAUCGCCGCCUGCCCUCCGCCUUCUCCCCCAUCCCCCCGCGGCCUCCUCCUCGCCCCCACGCAUUCCGUCAUUAAGCCCUCCAUCCAGCCCUUUAUACACAAAAUGACUCUGGAACUCACCGAAUGGUCUUCUAUAUGGAUUUUUACAGCUUGUAAUAGACAGUAAAAAAAAAAAAAGAAAAAAGAAAAGAGGGAGAAACCUCAAUGACAAAAAAGCCAUAAACAUACACACCACACCACACACACACACACACACCCACACACAUACACACAUACAUACACACACAUACACACCCAAACACACCUGACACACACAGAAAGAAGCAAAUGCACAAACACACUCUUGGAAUGUACCGCACACUCUUCCUGUGAAAAUUCAACUGCUUCCAUUACUCUUCAUGAUUUUCUACAAGCCUCUGGAAAGCUGAUUUUACUAUUUUUUUCGACUCUGGGUGGAACAAAGGAGGAUUAAAAUGUGUUGAAUUUGAAGCUGUAGUAUUUUUGGAGGACAACUUGUUUUUAGGACGACUUGUUUAGAGGACAAGUGAUUGCUGAUUGAUUUUUUUUGUUUUGUUUUCUUUACAUCAACAGAUCUGGAAAUUCAGAUCUGUACUACAUCUAUAGAUCAAUUUAUUAAUUUACUGAGUUUACUUCUUUUAAAGCAGUAAUAGAUAGUAACUACUGUAAAACCAGCAAGUUACUACCACAGGUUGCAAUUUGUAGCUUGUAAAGAUUGUAAUUAAGUUACUUCUAGGAAGUCACUACCAGUUUUAAAGUAACAACAAGUAACUUGAUACGAGUAGUUUGUAAAAGCAGGGAAGUAGUAUUGUUUUUUCUUUGGUAAGUACAGGUAAUUGUUCUCAGAUUUGUCAGUGUUAGAAGGGGUGCCCUUGUUUUCUUACUGCGUGCAUGCCCUCCACCAUGCCUCCCCAGAACACAGAGGCUGACGCUAUGCAGGUCGGAUCUGUGGUGGGCGGGGCUAAUGCAAAAAACUCCACGGCAUCAGGCUCGGAUGAGGAGAAAGGAGGAGCGGGAGGCGAGACGGAUGGAUCGGGAAACGGAGGAGGAGGUCGAGGAGGGGAGGAGUCGGCAAGCGAGGGAUCGAUCGAAGGCAUCCCCUUGAAGAGAUGGGUGAUGCAUGGGGCCGUGAUGUUUGGCCGGGAGUUCUGUUACGCCAUGGAGACGGCACUGGUGACACCCGUACUGCUACAGAUAGGUCUUCCAGAGCAGUACUACAGUUUGACGUGGUUCCUCAGUCCGGUCCUCGGCCUCAUAUUCACUCCUCUGAUCGGCUCGGCCAGCGACCGCUGCACUCUGCGAUGGGGCAGGAGGAGGCCGUUCAUCCUGGCUCUCUGUAUAGGAACACUGAUAGGAGUGGCACUGUUUCUGAAUGGAUCGCUGAUAGGUCUGUCCAUGGGCGACGAGAAGGGUAAACAACCAAUAGGAAUUGUUCUCACUGUGCUGGGGGUGGUGGUGUUGGACUUUUGUGCAGACGCAACAGAGGGACCAAUCAGAGCGUACCUGCUAGAUGUGGCAGACACAGAGGAACAAGACAUGGCACUCAACAUCCACGCUGCCUCAGCAGGUCUUGGUGGUGCGGUCGGCUACGCUCUCGGAGGUUUAGACUGGACACACACCUUCCUUGGAGCAGUCUUUAAGUCCCAGGAGCAGAUCCUGUUCUUCUUCGCUGCCAUCCUCUUCUCUGUCUCUGUGGUGUUACAUCUCUUCAGCAUCGAGGAGCAGCAGUACUCGCCCCAAAAUGACAGGCUGGUCCAGGAGAGUCCAGAUCGCACCAACCUGCAACCAUCAGCCAAUGGCAGGACUGGACUUCUCACCCCCAAGCUGGAAUUGAUUGGAGAGAAUGAAACGAUUGACAGCUACGACCUGUAUAACACCUAUGAAGACGACCAGUCAGAGUGUGGGGAUAUGGACAUGGACUUCCUAGAGGUGGAGCUUGUGAGAAGUAAAAGUGACAGUGUUCUCGCCAUGGCAGACGCCACUCUCGACCACCUGGACCACGAUGCGUUGUUCCUGUGCCACCUCGAGCCGUCCAUCUUCGCUGACCGCCUCUCACCCUACCACGGCUCGCCUCCUACAACUGGUUCCUUCUUCAACCCCAAUCGCAGCACUCCGCCCCCCCGAUUCAGCAACAUCAGACGCAGCAGCAGCACAGGAAGUCAUGACCUGCUCCGCCCCCAAGCCAACAACCACCAACCACAAGCUCCCACCCCCAAGAUUUCCCGCCUCUCGGCUUUCUUGCAGGAAAUGGAAAAUGACGACGGUCAGGAGGCGUUGCUGAACAACCAGCUCAAUGAGCAGCGGACACUGAACGGGCGGCUGUUAGCCAGUGUAACUAACGCUGAUGGAGUUAACACUAACAGGCUGAGCUCUAAAGGUCAGGCACAUCGCGUUGGAAUGGUCAAAGCUGCCAGUACUGGAGACCCCAUGCGGCAGUCACGUCACUCACACGUCUUCUACCGCCAGCCGUCCUGUACCUUCUCCUACUACGGUCGAGUGGGGAGCCACCGCUACCGCUACCGCCGUGCCAACGCCGCUUUUCUCAUCAAGCCGUCUCGCAGCAUGAACGACCUGUACGAAGUGGAGGCCAGACACAGGAGGAGCGGCAAACAGAGAAACAGACACCGCAGCGGAAACACCACCUCUUCCAGCGGAGAUACAGAGAGCGAAGAGGGAGAGGUCGAGACUACCGUGCGGCUGCUGUGGCUGUCCAUGCUGAAGAUGCCUCCAGAGCUGCUGCGACUGUGUGCCUGUCAUCUGCUCACCUGGUUCUCCAUCAUUGCUGAGGCUGUCUUCUUCACUGACUUCAUGGGUCAAGUCAUCUACCAUGGAGAUCCUACCGCUCCUGCUAACUCUACUUUGUUGGAUGAUUAUCACAGAGGAGUUCAGAUGGGAUGUUGGGGACUGGUCAUAUAUGCCAUGACUGCUGCUACAUGCUCCGCUAUCCUUCAGAAGUACCUCGAUAACUUUGACCUGAGCAUUAAGGUCAUAUACAUCCUGGGAACGCUUGGAUUUUCCAUAGGAACUGCUUUCAUGGCAAUCUUCCCUAACGUGUAUGUUGCCAUGGUGAUGAUCAGCAGCAUGGGCAUCAUCUCCAUGAGCAUCUCCUACUGUCCUUACGCUCUGCUGGGACAGUAUCAUGAAAUAAAAGAGUACAUCCAGCACAGUCCUGGUAACUCCCGCAGAGGCUUUGGCAUUGACUGUGCUAUCUUAUCCUGCCAGGUUUACAUCAGUCAGAUCUUGGUGGCCUCAGCUCUGGGUGCUGUAGUGGAAGCUGUUGGCAGCGUCCGUGUCAUUCCCAUGGUGGCCUCUGGGGGCUCCCUCCUCGGAUUCCUCACUGCCUGCUUCCUGGUCAUUUACCCGCCCCACAACCGGGAGGGGGACUCAGCCAAAGCUUCAGAGAAACGGGCCUUGACAACGCUGGAAAAUCCCAACAGCAAUGAAGUGGCUGUUACCGUGGCGAUAGAGAAACCCAGCUUCUUGAAACUCAACAAGAAGGGCAAGGCCACCACCACUACCGCUUCCUGUCACACAGAGAAUGAGUCUGCCCUGUGAUUGACUGGCUAAGUCAACUGACACUUUGCUGUUAAAACAACUAAAUUCCCUUUUUAAAUUAUCGCUGAUGGAAAGACUUGUGCCACCGACCUCAUUGUGCUGGAGUUUACAGACACAAAGAAGAGAGGGAAGGGCGGUUGGCACGAGUUCGGUCCGCUCUUGGUGUCUGUUCUUUGACAGGCCUUUUCUGAUUUGGCGUGUCUUGAUUUGCUGAAGAAAACAACUCAAUCUAAAAUGGGACCAGUGAAACACCAGACCAACUUACCCAACAAAAAAGCAUUCUGGUCCUAGUUCUGUUUCAGCCUUCACCGAAAUUCCUUCCACUUAGACCUCACGGACAUUAGAGUGAUCCAUCAGGGUCGUCCAGAAGUGAGUAAUUCAUUGGUCAUGGUUUUAAGGAGAGGUUGUCUCUGUCUCUCAGGGCCUCUAGGAGGUGCUACUGAGCAGCCGCCUGGACAGGAAACUUCAGGGGACUCACACACACAUACAAACACAUGUACACACACCUCUUCAUCUGGGGUCAACGCAAUCAAAUGAACACCUAAAUAAUGAACGCUGUUGAAGAACAUUAGUCCUCGAAGCUGCAAUCAUUCAAGAAUGCUGAAAAUUGUUCUUCCUCGCUGUGGAAUCGGCUUGAUCGAAUCUUUGCUCCGUGAUGCAGAAACUGCUGGACGAGUGUGUGUGUGUCGGAGGCAUCGUGUUCACCAAAAUAAACCCAACAACACACUCGGCUUUGCUGGACUUUUACAGCACUCUGAGACAGUAGCUUUAAGACUCUAGAGACUUUUUGGAAGAAGCAUUUCUGAAACUAAUAGCCCGAAGCCUGGUUCCUGGGGAAAAAAUAUUGAUCUUGAGUCCCCAGAUUGAUUGCAAGUGUUUUUUCCCCUGCCCUCCUCCACAUGGCAGGAGUGCCAUCUUUAAUUUAGCCUUCACUCCAGGGCAAAGUUGACAAUAUUUAAGAGCAUGAGCAUAAAGUUGCCCCUAUAUUAAGAAAUAUUAUAUAAGAAAGCGCAUAGACAUGCGCAGUAUACAGGGCAUUCAAAUCCCAAAUAUUAUUUUCAUGAUUUAUUGAGGGCCCAGAAUGAUGCUUCAGUUUGUUUUGAAUAAUCAGACUAACCUAUGUGCUGCAUGUUAGAGAAGAGACAAACCAAACAGCAGAGGAGAAGAGAGUUGUGGCGUUGUUUCUAUUUUCUCUCUGCUUUCUUGCUUAUUUUUUUAUUUUUUUAGAAAAUGCUGUUAGCCAGUGUUUGUCACUAACUGCACAUUAGCUGAGCCAUUGUUGAAAUAGUGUUAAAUAGCAUUCAGAGAGAAAAGUGUUUGAAAUCCUCUUUGGGACUUUGGGGGUAUUGGAUUUGUUCGUCUUAGGACACCAGCAGGACGGAGCUGGAAUGGGACACAAGAAUAUUAAAAUGGAUCCUGGAUAUAUUGAAAGAAAAAUGUAUAGUAAACAUGAUGUUUCGAGUGGGUAUAAAUAUUAUGUAAGAGAGGCAAAAAUGAAUCCUCUAUUGUUGACAGGUUUAGCCUCGAGGAUAUAUGCUCCUGUUUUAGAUUGUUUCCACUGUACUGGGCCCAAUAUAAUAAGUAGAGAGAAGCAGAUCUGUGUGUUUUACGCUGAAGGGUUUAGAAGAGGGGAGAGGGAUUUAGAUUAAAGGAGGACUGGAGAAAUGUUUUCACCGUAAGAUAAUAGACAAUUUGGGAAAUGCACUUCUUCGCUUUGUUGCUGAGUUAUAUGAGAAGAUUGAUACCACUCUCAUGUCUGUAUGCUAAAUAUGAAGCUACCGCCAGGAGGCGGUUAGCUUAGCUUAGCAUAAAGACUGGAAAUGAGGAAACAGCUAGCCUGGCUCUGUUCAAAGGUAACAAAAUCCACCUACCAGCACCUCUGAAGCUCACUAAUGAACACAUUGUCUCUCGUUUGUUUAAUCCGCACAAAAAAACGAGGUGCUGGUAGGCAGAUUUUGUUACCUUUGUUCCCAGUCUUUACACUAAGCUAAGCUAAACACCUUGUGGCUCUAGUGUCAUAUUUAGCAUACAGACAUGAGAGUGCGAUCAAUCUUCUCAUUUAAGUUUUGGCAAGAAAGCAAAUAAACGUAUUUCCCAAAAUGUCAAACUUUUCCUUUUAAAUGUUCGAACUAAAAUUUUCAUUGUCCCUGCAAAAAGUUUACCACCAAAAGCAAGCUUGCCCUUGCCCAGAAUGUAUUAUAUAUUGAUCCUAACAGCUUUAGUGGCUUCUGAAAAACGGCUGAACGGCUGCAUCUGCUGUUUCAUGAGGGCAAGCGGUAGCAGCAGUGUGAUGGUGGAUGAGGAAGUAAAACUGUUGAGUUCAGCUUUACUUAUACCCUGACAAAUCACAAAAAUAUUUUAUUAAAAACACAAGAGGGGAUACAUUCAUCUUGUAUAAACUCUUACUAAUAAUGAUUUUGUGUGUAGACCGAUAAGGUAAAAUAAUCUAAAUCUUUGAAAUGUUUCAAUAGCUGACGAUGCUGGACGUGUAAAAAGAAAGAGAAAAUGAAAGAUUUAAGAUUUUAUUGCAUCGUUUGUUUUCUGACUAAUCAGGUUUUUUGCUGCAAUAACGGCCUCUGUUAAUGAGCUGGGGGGAGAGGACUGUGUGGGGGUUUGGCAGGCAGAGCAGGGUUGUUUGUGGUGAAAUCUUUCUGAAAACGGAGUGUUUUUUCCUACAUCUAUCAGAGUGAAAGGCUGUGGAUUUGGGUCAGUUUUCCUUUCAGCUCAAUCAGCUGAAACAUGCAAAUUGAAAUGAAAGAACGUUUUAUUUUAGUGUGUAUUAAAGCAUUUAGCGGAGAAGCUUAUUUUACAAAAAUGUUUGAGAGAGUUCACUCACUGAUAGUGCGGUUGUUAUUUUUUUCCCCCUUGGAUUGGUGUUGGUGCAGAGUUUAACCCUGUUUUUAACAAAAUAGAUUCCUUCCAUAAUUUCAGGUACAUUCAGUCAGUCCCAGAGCAGAGUAGAGAGAGAGUAUUUUACUUCCUGGGUUUACCUUGCUCUGUCUGUGGCGCUGGCACAGAAAAAGCAGGGAUUGGAUGAUGACAAAAGACGAGGAGGUACAGAUGUUUUGAGCUUUUGUAACCACUAGGGCAAUAAAAUAUUCUGGAUAAAAAAUGGACACGCAAUUUCAGUUUAAGGACAAACAUGAAGCUUAAAAAUAAAAAACUUUGGGUUUGGGUGGUUUGCAUGCGACAACAGCAAUAUGCAUGUGUGGAACACCAAAGUAUGACUACAAAUCACAAAAGCGCUUUUCUUUAUUGUCCUAAUAGGUCAGGGAUGUAUUUUCUAAUGCAUGGCUGGAUGUUUGUGUCUUUUUGUUUGAUCUUAAAUGUGUAAAAAAAAAAAAAACAACAUGUACUCUUUAAGCUGAAGCUCGGUCUGGGUCAGUACACUCUUAACAAGCAUGUGACUUUUUAAAAUGUUUUUGCACAUUAACGAGUAAAGUUUCAGACAGCACACAUUGCGUUGCUUUUCAACACAACAUACAUGUGGAUGGAAGGUGUUGAAAUGUUAAAAGACAAGAUGUGUGUCGUCCCGAGUGACAAUCCUUGUUAAAAGUGUAGGUGAGAAACUCCAGGCUGUGAAUACUUGAAGUGCAACUUGAGUGUUUCUGUUCCAAUGUAGUAGGAAGUCUGAUUUUUGGGGAUUUUUUGUUCAUAAUGUCCCAAGCCUUUUUACCGCAGACUCUGGAAUGUUCAGACAGCAGCUCGGCGCGCUGGGAGAUUGAGUUCUUACCUUUUGAUUCCAUCUUGUGACUUAAAUGUUUUUUAAAAAGUCAAUGAAUGUGAAGGGAUUUCAGCCGAAAUCAUUUUUGUUUUGAUGUUCGACAAGCCAGUGGGAGGGAAUGGGGGAGUGGGUCUCACAUUGCACAGAACUUGCACAUAAUAAGUAAAAAUAACUAAAAAAAACAGAGAAGUGUGUUGCUAAAGGAAGAAAAAAAAACUGUGGAUAUUUAUUUUUUUCAGCUUUCUUGCCUAUAAAAGACACUUUUCACUUAGUUUCCAUAAGAAUACAUUCAAGCUGUUCUAUAUGCUGUUACGGGAGAUGUUACGGAAGUGGACUGGAUUGUGUGUGAGUGUGUUUGUGUGUGUGUGAGCAGUCGUCUCACAGCUGCUCACAUGUAAAGCAAAAGGCAAGACUGUGUUAAAAAUGUCAUCUCAGUGUUCUUGUUCUCUGUUCUUUGCAAUCACCUGGUUUACACUUAACUCUGGAAUCGAUGGCUGCAAUACCGGAUGUUAUUUACGAGUCGUUAUUGUUCUGGUGUUUUAACUCAACUAGAAAAUGUCUUUUUUUUGUUUUGUUUGUAUCUGUUUGAUUUUUGUAGGCAGAGCCACACAUGAGAGUUUGGCCUUUGCACUUUUUCAGUGGCAGCCAUGUUGGCUCCACCGUCCUGAUCAUUGAAUGAAUGUGUUGAUGUGGUGAUGCUGUUUCAUGUUUCCAUCCUGCAGCUGUCAGCGGCGGCAGCGUGACGGCCAUGCAGUUAGUCCAACCUGGCCAGACUCAAUGUGUGUGUGUGGCUCUGCUUCUAGUAAACUGUGUUAAUGACGGAGGAGAGAAAUGCCUAUAUACUUUGAUCUUCACAGAGAUUAAAUCAAGAAGAAUACUUAAAGAAUGGGAAAGCAAGUAUGUGCAGUGUACCAUAUAUAAUAUGCCUUGUUAUUUGAAAAAAAAGAUGUAAAUAUACAUACUUCUCUUUUUAGUUUCUUCUUUUUUGCUGCUAUAAAAAAGAUGAUUAUUUUUGUUAGUAGUUUUGUUUUCUAUAUAAAGACUGUAUAUAUCUCUAUGUUCUGUAAAUAAGCUUGAGCCUUCAUAUGUAGGACUCUGGAUGAACACUGUAUGGAACGCACCUUUAAAAUCUGGUCAGAAGUAAA